GCCCCGCCCGCCACCGCCGUCGCCAUGUUGUGGCUCCCGCAGCCGGCGCUGGGGACGCGCGCGGCCGAGCCCGGGGCCUGCAGCCGCCGCCGCCGCCAGCCAGUCCAGCAGCAGUCUGCAGACGGGCACUGGGAAGCCACUGGACCACAUCCUUUCUGAGGUCCCCUUCAGCUCUAACAUCCUCCCUCGCCGGCAUCCAGCCAUGGGGGACAUGAAGACUCCAGAUUUUGAUGACCUUCUGGCUGCCUUUGACAUCCCAGACCCCACCAGCCUUGAUGCCAAGGAGGCCAUCCAGACCCCCAGUGAGGAGAAUGAGAGCCCUCUCAAGCCUCCAGUCAUGUGUGUGGAAGAGAACGUGUCCUUGUCUCACUCAGCAUCAGCCUCAGAUGCCCCGGCCGUGAGUGUCAUUGUCAAGAACACCAGCCGCCAGGAGUCGUUUGAAACGGAGAAAGACCACAUUGCUCCUAGCCUCCUACACAAUGGAUUCCGGGGCUCAGACCUGCCCCCAGAUCCUCACAACCUGGCCCACGACUGUGGGAAGUUCGAUUCCACUUUCAUGAAUGGAGACAGUGCCAGGAAUUUCCCUGGCAAGCUGGAACCUUCCAAAUCAGAGCCAUUGCCAACCUUUAACCAGUUCAGUCCAAUCUCCAGCCCAGAGUCUGAGGAUGCCAUCAAAGAUAAUGGGUUUGGGAUGAAGCCCAAGCACUCUGAUAGUUAUUUUCCACCGCCUCCCGGGUGUGGGCCUGUGGGGGGCCCAGUCCUGGAGGCUCUGGCUAAGUUUCCAGUCCCAGAGCUACACAUGUUUGAUCACUUUUGUAAGAAAGAACCUAAGCUAGAACCCGUGUCCCUGGGGAGUCCGCAGGAGCGCGAACGAGGUGGGAAGACAGUGGCAGAACCGCACACGGAGCUGUUCUUCGGGGAAGCUUUGGAGUUCCACAGCCACCCCAGCAACAGUGUCACAGAGCCUGCGGGGCUGGCCCUGGAGCUUGGCACCUGCUCUGCAGUCCCCCCGAGGCAGCGCCUGAAGCCAGCUCAUUCCAAGCUGUCCUCCUGUGUUGCAGCCUUGGUGGCCCUGCAAGCCAAGAGAGUGGCCAGCGUCACCAAGGAGGAUCAGUCUGGCCACACAAAGGAUUCCUCAGGGCCCGCGAAAGAGGGCUCCAAAGGCAGCCCCAAAAUGCCCAAGUCACCAAAGAGUCCCCGGAGCCCCCUGGAGGCUGCUAGGAGAAGCACGAAGGCCCCGGACAGCCCUCGGAGCCUGUGCAGCGACUGCAGCGGCAAAGGCUCGCCCUCUGUGGCAGCCAGCUCCCCGCCAGCCAUCCCCAAAGUCAGAAUCAAAACCAUCAAGACGUCGUCGGGGGAGAUCAAACGGACCGUCACGAGGAUCCUGCCGGACCCUGACGAUCCCAGUAAGUCCCCUGUCGGGUCGCCCCUGGGGAGUGCUGUCGCCGAGGCCCCGGAGGCGCUGGAGGACGAGAUCCCUGCCCUGCCUGCGGUGGAGCGCUUCCCCGAGGUGGGCACAGGUUCAGGGAGCCCGCAGGACGACAGGAAAGGGGCCGAGAGCUUGACGAAGGCCGGCAGAUCUCCGUCGCCCAGCGGCGGUUCUGGGUCCCGCGCCCCCAAGGGGGCUGCCCUCGGCUCACAGCCGGGCAGGAAGCAGCAGCCCAGCAGAGCGCCACAGGCGUCCGCCCUGGCCCCUGCCAGCCUCCUGCCCAAAGCCGUGCACCUGGCCAACCUGAACCUGGUCCCCCACAGCGUCGCCGCGUCGGUGACAGCCAAGUCCUCGGCGCAGAGGCGUGGCCAGCCGCAGCUCACACAGAUGUCCGUGCCUCUGGUUCACCAGGUGAAGAAGGCCGCCCCGCUGGUGGUGGAGGUCUUCCACAAGGUCCUCCACAGCUCCAACCCCGUGCCCCUCUACGCGCCAAACCUCAGCCCGCCUGCGGACAGCAGGAUCCACGUGCCGGCCAGUGGGUACUGCUGCCUGGAGUGUGGGGACGCGUUUGCCUUAGAGAAGAGCCUGAGCCAGCACUAUGGCCGGCGCAGCGUCCACAUCGAGGUGCUGUGCUCGCUCUGCUCCCAGACGCUGCUCUUCUUCAACAAGUGCAGCCUGCUGCGGCACGCCCGCGCCCACAAGAGCAAGGGGCUCGCCAUGCAGUGCUCCCAGCUGCUGGUCAAGCCCAUCUCUGUGGACCAGAUGUUCGUGUCGGCCCCUGCCAGCUCCACGGCCCCAGCAGCUCCUGCGCCCCACCUUUCCCCCAAACACAGCGUCGUGCCAGCCAGUGCCAGCCCAACCCUUCCUGCCUUGCCGCUCUACCCAGACCCUGUGAGGCUCAUCCGGCAUGGAAUCAAGUGUCUCGAGUGUCACAAGCAGAUAAGGGAUUACGUGGCCAUGGCCGCACAUUACCAGAGGACGGCAGAGGAGGCCGAGGGGCUGACAUGCCAGGUGUGCCAGAUGCUGCUGCCCAACCAGUGUAGCUUCUGUGCCCACCAGCGGAUCCACGCUCACAAGUCCCCCUACUGCUGCCCGGAGUGUGGAGCCCUCUGUCGCUCUGCCUACUUCCAGACUCAUGUAAAGGAGAAUUGCCUGCACUAUGCCCGCAAGGUGGGCUACAGAUGCAUCCACUGUGGGGUCGUCCACCUGACCUUGGCCUUGUUGAAAAGCCACAUCCAGGAGCGACACUGCCAGGUUUUCCACAAAUGUGCUUUCUGCCCCAUGGCCUUCAAGACUGCCAGCAGCACCGCGGACCACAGCACCACCCAGCACCCUGCCCAGCCCCACAGACCCUCCCAGCUCAUUUAUAAGUGCUCAUGUGAAAUGGUGUUCAACAAGAAGAGGCACAUUCAGCAGCAUUUUUACCAGAAUUCCAGCAAGACCCAGGUGGGCGUCUUCAAGUGCCCGGAGUGCCCACUCUUGUUCCUGCAGAAGCCAGAACUGAUGCAGCACGUCAAGAGCACCCACGGUGUUCCCCGAAAUGUGGACGAGCUGUCCAGCCUCCAGUCCUCAGCAGACGCCUCCUCAGGCCGUCCUGGCGCUCGAGUCCCCACUGAGCCCCCAGCCACUAGCAUGGCUGCUCGGGGCAGCUCCCUACCCUCCAGCCGCUGGAGCAGGCCUGAGGCCCAUCGCAGGGCUGAGGCCAGGCCCCGGCUGAGGAACACUGGCUGGACCUGCCAGGAGUGCCAGGAGUGGGUUCCUGAUCGGGAGAACUAUGUGUCGCACAUGAAAAAAAGCCACGGUAGGACGCUGAAGCGGUACCCGUGCCGGCAGUGCGAGCAGUCCUUCCACACCCCCAACAGCCUGCGCAAACACAUCCGUAACAACCACGACACAGUGAAGAAAGUCUACACUUGCGGAUAUUGCACAGAGGACAGCCCCAGCUUUCCUCGGCCCUCCCUCCUGGAGAGCCACAUCAGCCUUAUGCACGGCAUCAGAAACCCUGACUUGAGCCAGACAUCCAAAGGCAGACCCCCGGGUGGACGUUCCCCUCAGGUGAACCAUCUGAAAAGACCAGUCAGCGGAGCGGGGGACGCUCCGGGCACCAGCAAUGGCGCGACUGUCUCUUCCACCAAAAGGCACAGGUCCCUUUUCCAGUGUGCGAAAUGUAGCUUUGCCACAGACUCAGGGCUCGAGUUUCAGAGCCACAUACCUCAGCACCAGGCGGACAGCUCCACAGCCCAGUGUCUCCUCUGUGGCCUGUGCUACACCUCUGCCGGCUCCCUCAGUCGCCACCUCUUCAUCGUCCACAAGGUGAGAGACCAGGACGAGGAGGCGGCGGCAGUGGAGGCGACAGAGCCGGAGGAGGGCUCCGGGGAGGAGGUGUCCUUGGAGGCCAGGGAGAAUGGACUUGAAGACGGUGCCGGCGAGCCUUUGCUGGUCAGCCUGGAGGCGAGGAGAUCGCUGGGCCCGGCCUCACGGGAGGAGAGGGCCCAGGAUCCCCAGAGUCACCCGCAGGCCUCUCAGGACCAGGACAGCCGUGCACUGUCCCCUCAGGUGUGACUGACUGGAGGCUCCACAGUGUGUGCGGUCGCCACCGGGUGUCCUCCACCUGCCGUGUGGACCGUGGGAAGUGAAAAGCUCUGCCCCAGGGGAGCGUGGCGGCUGUGCCCUGGAGCGGUGUCUGCUGAGCCCAGGACGCGCGGGGGCCCCGGGACCCCUGCAGCGCUGAACCUGCUUCUGUUAUUUAUGAUUCGUGCUGCUUCUUGGUGCCCCAACUCGCGUCUGUGCCCUCCUAGCCCAGGGCUGUCCAUGGGGCUUGAAACUCCGCCAGGCCUGCUCUUCUGGGAGGUCCCUCCUGCUGCCUGCAGCCUGGGGUGCCUCAGAGCUCUGGGCCUGCCAGCAGCCCUGCGCCCUGCCACGCGGGCCCGAGGAGGGGCCUGAGGCGCCGGUGCCGCCCCCGGUGAGCGCUCUGCCUGGCGUGGCUCCCCUGGCCUUUCCUUCCUGUCUCCUCUGAUUCUUUUCCCUAAAAAAGAGUCCUGGAGAAUUAAUUCUCACACCGGCUCACCCAGGCUGUGGGCGGAGACACUUCGGCAGCACCCGCCGUCUGGGUGAGCAGGAGAGGCGGGCAGGUGCCUGGAGGCAGACCCUUCAGAAGGAGCUGUGAGCCCCGCGCUGCUGCUCUGCCUCUCCUGACAGGUGGGGCUUGGGGUGCACAGACAUGGGAAGAUUUGUAUUCUUGCUCCUGUGCCAUUAGAGAGGCUGCUGCCCCAUGCAGGCCAGCCCCUCCUCCUCGGCUAUACUAAUGUUGCUCAGACUAUAUUUCAAAUAAAAAAUCUUCUUACCACGCA
Molecule: messenger RNA, 4779 nt
Organism: Manis javanica (Malayan pangolin)
Lineage: Eukaryota; Metazoa; Chordata; Mammalia; Pholidota; Manidae
Gene: ZNF592
Product: zinc finger protein 592
Source: RefSeq, a predicted model, not a curated record